GGCUGGGGCAGAGCAGCUCCCAUCACCGAGAGGGAGAGAAGCAGGAACCGGGAUACCCAAGGGCUGCAUCCGCACGGGAAGAUGCUGCCGGCGACGUUCAAGCUCUGCGCUGCCAUCUCCUACCAGCACCUGCGGAACAUGAGGGGUCUCAGAAGACAAGCGGCCCUCACCAUCGGCCAGGAGCUGAGCAAGCUCGUGUGCCGCAGCCCCGGCCCCGGGCCCUGGAUCAGCCACGUGCGCAGGAGGAGCUCCUUGCUCAGCUCAAGGCUGGAGGAGAAGCCCUUCAGCGACGUGGAAAUGUCCUACAUCAAACAAGGGGAAGAAGCGCUCCAGAAAUCCCUGAGCAUCCUCGGGAACCAGGACGGCUGGAAGAUGGAGACGGAGCUGCAGAACGGAGACCGAGUGCUGAGCAAGGUGCUCCCGGACGUGGGGAAGGUGUUCCGCCUGGAGGUGGUGGUGGAUCAGCCCCUGGAUGCGGUGUACAGUGAGCUGGUGGACAACAUGGAGCAGAUGGGAGACUGGAACCCCAGCGUCAAGGAGGUCAAGAUCCUGCAGAGGAUUGGCAAGGACACGGUCAUCACCCAUGAGAAGGCAGCUGCUCCCCCCGGGAACAUCGUUGGACCCAGGGACUUUGUGAGCGUCCGGUGCUCCAAGAGACGCGGCUCCACUUGUGUCCUGGCUGGAAUGGCCACGCAGUACGGAGCCGUGCCGGAGCAGGAGGGCUUUGUAAGAGCAGAGAACGGCCCCACAUGCAUGCUGCUGCGCCCGCUGUCCGGCCGGCCCUCGCACACCAAGCUCACUUGGCUGCUCAGCAUCGACCUCAAGGGUUGGCUGCCCAAGAGCAUCAUCAACCAGGUCCUGGCCCAGACCCAGGUGGACUUUGCCAACCACCUCCGGCGGCGCCUGGCGCGGACGGCGGCCCCACAGUGCUGACAGUGCUUCAGCCCGGGGCGGGGGGGAUGAAGGAGGGGAGCUUGUAUGGGCAGACAAUGUAAUCAGAGCCUGUGCUCAUUAACCGAGGCCUUUAAUAGUAGACACUGCUAAUUAACCCCUGAAUAAAGCCGCCUUUAUUGAACUAAGGAGUUAGCAGGGGCCUGAGCAUAAACUUCUGCUAAGUCAAGUCCUGCAUUUGCUCCAAUGCCCCCUGCAACCUCCCUAAUGAAUGGCUGUUAAUAAAUAAAGCUCCAAUGAUGGGUAUUUACUAUUAAAGGCCUUGGUGACUUAGUUGUUAGGGAGGUCCCAUGCACCCGAGUGGGAAGGUAGAAGGAUGAGCACAGGAACUUGCUUUAAACCCUCACCUUUCCCUCUCCUCCUUCCCCCAAACCCCAGCCCUAAGAGUUCUGUUCCCUCCUCCCCGAGUGAAGCAGCUCUAAUUUAUUGUUCCUGUACAGACACA
This is a messenger RNA of Pezoporus occidentalis (night parrot), 1396 nucleotides long. RefSeq names its product steroidogenic acute regulatory protein (gene STAR). Gene Ontology annotation, cellular component: mitochondrion. Bases 82 to 933 code for a protein of 283 amino acids. The record is from RefSeq and is a predicted model, not a curated record. Gene Ontology annotation, molecular function: cholesterol binding; cholesterol transfer activity. Gene Ontology annotation, biological process: steroid biosynthetic process; intracellular cholesterol transport; regulation of steroid biosynthetic process. The transcript is spliced from 7 exons. Lineage: Eukaryota; Metazoa; Chordata; Aves; Psittaciformes; Psittacidae.